This is a messenger RNA of Branchiostoma belcheri (Belcher's lancelet), 1575 nucleotides long. RefSeq lists its product as uncharacterized. Bases 729 to 1070 code for a protein of 113 amino acids. NCBI's taxonomy places the organism in Eukaryota, Metazoa, Chordata, Leptocardii, Amphioxiformes, Branchiostomatidae. The record is from RefSeq and is a predicted model, not a curated record. The transcript is spliced from 3 exons.
UGUGGUAACAUCUGUUGCUCUCCUUGUAUGGGAUAUAUAUAACCUGACCGCACAUUGCAUGUGUAGGUGGCUGUUAAGUCAGAUACAACCGCAAGAGGACGCUUUCACGGACAAAGUCGCUACACGGCAUGGUACUUAAAUCAUGUAAACGCGCUCUGUCUAAUUAAGUAGGUAUGCUUGAAUGGGUCAGUCAUGGGUAGAAUAUUUAUGUCGAUAAUAUGUAAUAACACGACAUAUCACAACAGAUGGUCACUGAUAUUAACGCUGUAGGCGAAAAUUCAAUUCAUAGCUAGCUAUAGCUAGUUAAGAGGAUGUAAGCGAUUCCCACCACUUGCGGUGUUGACGUGGUCAUCUUACAACUAUGUCUGCUUUCAAAUAGCAUAUUUUGCUUUUCUCAGCUACCAGAGCUAUCGUCAAUUAUAUUCUCUCGUAUAACUCAUGGUCAACCUGAACAGAUUGAUCUGCAGGAGUCUACACCAAGCUGACGUGUAAAAUUGUUAACUUCGAUCCCAAUGGCAUCAUUACAACAACGUAUGCGUGGAACGGCCUGUUCCUUAAACUGUUGUCGCCAAAGGCACCCUCUGCUGUGUGUUUGUGUAACGAGAGCGCUAGAGAUUUCAAGCAAUUGCUGACGACACUAUUGUGUUGGUGUGUCGCAGUCCGUUAAACAACCGACACUGCAGGGUGUUCUCCUGACGGUGAGGGUUGCUGAGAGGUUGUAAGUAGGGAUGAGAAGGAAGCGGAAGAGUAGCGGCUGUAGCAGCAAUGUCCUGCCGGUCUCCUACCUGUCCCCCAUGAACAGUCGGCUGUGCGACAACAACUCUAAACUAGAGGAAUACGAGCGCCACUGGCAUGACGACUUCUUCCGAGGAUGGAAAAGGCUUUCCAAGCGGGGAUGUAAUUCGCAUAUCGACGCUCUUCACAUCAAAGACGACAUAAAGACUAAGAUGUGCUCGCAUGGGUUCAAGGUGGGCAGUCUUCAUGGCCAUAACGACUUGGAGGAGGUCAAUGACAAGCUGGAGGUGUACACUAAGGAAUGGGUGGAGGGGAUUGGCCCUCCCAGUAGAUGAUUUCUUAUGAUGAACAUUUAAAACCACAGGCGAGAUUUGUUAACCCCGUUAUUAAUGCGGUGCAGUGGAAUAGUCUCCAAAGGUUUUAGUACGUACUGUUAAGUAAGAUCAAAAGGAAGCGAUUCUGCGUAUGUUGCAUUAUGUAGCCCCUGUAAUUAAGGAAAUCAUAUCAUUGGUAAACCAAUGAGGUGAAAGACGAUCAGUGCACAACAGCAUAUUAUGUCUAUAAAACCGAAUACGAAGAGUACAGUGGGCUUUUUCUCUCUAUUGAUUUGGAUAUUGAGAUCUCUAGGGUAAAUAAUCCUGUUUGAGAAUAGUACGUGCCUGUCGCAGACGAUGUAUAUGUAUCCUGUAAAUAUUACGCAACAUAUAGGCACACACUAAAAGUGGUUAUCGUGAAAAGGAGCAGACCGCACAUUAUUGGUCACUGACGUCACCUGACGUCCAUCUACGCUGACCUCGGGUCAGUUGUGAAACACAGAGACCACCUGUCUGCCCCGGACAC